AUGAGAGCACAAUACGUUCUUUUGGCUUGCCUUGCCGUCCUGGCUGUCGCUAUUGAAGCUGCCACUAUUAAAUCUUCGGCUAGCAACGAUCUAUAUCGUCGUGUUGUCUGCGUAAAUAAGCCGAAUGGUUUCCGCUCUCUUCAACCUGGUAGUUGCUCCCAGUAUUUCGAGUGUUUGGCUGGUGUUGCUGUACAGAAAUCUUGUACUCGUUUCUUUGACCCCAAUGUUCAGCGUUGUGUCAACUACAACACCGGCUGCACCGAGGAGAAGCAACUGGCCAAUAUUCAACCUACCGCUGGCAAUGUGGUAGCAGCAGCAGCAGCACCAUGUGAAACGACAACACCUCCUUGUGUCGAAAUUAUAACCACACCUAAAACAACCACUUGCACUACUCCAACAACAACAACAACGACAACAAAAACAACCACAACUACAACCACACCCAAAACAACCACUUGCACUACACCAACAACAACCACAACAACUACAACAACGACUACAACCACAACAACAACCACAACAACUACAACAACAACUACAACAACAACUACAACCACAACAACAACCACUUGUACUACACCAACAACAACCACCACAACAACUACAACAACAACCACAACAACAACCACAACAACCACCACAACAACCACCACAACAACAACUACAACCACUUGUACUACACCAACAACAACCACCACAACAACCACCACAACAACCACCACAACAACCACCACAACAACCACCACAACAACCACCACAACAACCACCACAACAACCACCACAACAACAACUACAACAACCACAACAACCACAACUACAACAACCACUUGUACUACACCAACAACAACCACCACAACAACCACCACAACAACCACCACAACAACCACCACAACAACCACAACAACCACAACAACAACCUCAACAACUACAACAACCACUUGUACUACACCAACAACAACCACCACAACAACUACAACAACCACAACAACUACAACAACCACAACAACUACGACAACAACUACGACAACAACGACAACAACAACAACUACUACAACAACCACAACAACAACUACAACAACCACAACAACAACUACAACAACCACAACAACAACCACUUGUACUACACCAACAACCACAACAACCACAACAACAACCACAACAACCACAACAACAACCACAACAACAACCACAACAACAACUACAACAACAACCACAACAACAACGACAACAACCACACCUAAAACAACCACUUGCACUACACCUACAACAACCACAACAACAACAACCACACCAAAAACCACAACAACCACAACAACAACCACAACAACAACCACAACAACAACCACAACAACAACCACAACAACAACUACAACAACAACCACAACGACAACAACCACACCUAAAACAACCACUUGCACUACACCUACAACAACCACAACAACAACAACCACACCAAAAACCACUACAACAACCACACCGAAAACCACCACAACAACCACACCAAAAACCACUACAACAACCACACCGAAAACCACCACAACAACCACACCAAAAACAACUACCUGUACUACACCUAAAACAACCACUUGCGCUCCACCUCCAACAACAACAGCCUGUGCUCCUGUUAAGACAACCCCACCCUGCUCAUAA
This is a messenger RNA of Drosophila hydei, 1650 nucleotides long. RefSeq names its product mucin-2-like. The transcript has 2 exons. Gene Ontology annotation, molecular function: chitin binding. NCBI's taxonomy places the organism in Eukaryota, Metazoa, Arthropoda, Insecta, Diptera, Drosophilidae. Bases 1 to 1650 code for a protein of 549 amino acids. The record is from RefSeq and is a predicted model, not a curated record. Gene Ontology annotation, cellular component: extracellular region.